Funneliformis caledonium is the source of this 831-nucleotide messenger RNA. NCBI's taxonomy places the organism in Eukaryota, Fungi, Glomeromycota, Glomeromycetes, Glomerales, Glomeraceae. The record is from the annotation of a GenBank genome assembly.
AUGUCCAAACGAUGGAAACCUUUAGUAACAUUGAUUGCUACUGGUGUAAUCGUUCCUUACUUGCAUUUUGGACCCUUUUUAAAAAGUUGGUGGCAUGUCAGAAUGUCACAGGAUAAUGGAACAAAAAUUGAACGUUACUACCCCUUUCGACUUGGCAUGAAAACACAAGUAAAGCUGAAAAAUAGACCCUUAACAAUUCGAGUUGUUCAAGGAAAUAAACAUAAUAGUUUGUUACCGGGAUUUUUGUGCGAAUCUUUAUUAGAAUCUAAUGAAGAAGUUGAAAACGACCCUACGAGUGCUAUUUCAAAAUUGUAUAAAAAAAUAUUUCAAAAUGAAACGCGUUUUUCCAGAGUGUUAGUGAUGGGUAUGGAAGACAAUAAUAUUUUAGAUGAACUUGUAAUGAUACAUUCAAUCGGUAUACCAACGGAACAAAGAGAUUUGUAUGGAUUUGCUUCAUCUUUCCUCUAUUAUAAAUCUAAAGAACGAGUUUUAUUUUUUCAAACUGUCGAUGAAAAUGGAUAUUCCAUUUGUGUUUACAAAGAAAAUCAAUUAUCUGAAGAAUUUCGCGAAUCAGAUAGCUAUGAAUUUUGGAUCCGAUCAUCUGAUCCUGAAUCAGAUAAAGUGAUGAUCAAUAUGCUUUAUCAAAGUAGUUUCUUACGGACAAUACCAAAGCAUAUAUUCAAUGCCACAGAAGUAUUUUGGAAAUGUUUUGAGCAGCGUCUGAGUUUGAAUAAAUGUGUUUCUAAUGGAAAACAAAGAAUACUUUCGAUUAUUGAAGAUAAGUUUCCUUAUAAAGAGUUACAAACUAGACUUCAUGUAAAUACUUUAUAA